CUCAUCCUGUUAGACUUUCAGUAGGUAGAAGCAGGUCGUUAGUGGGGGCCUUUUUGUCAAGAGUUAUACCACAGUCUGCAGUGUUUUCAACCAUUCCUUGUUUUCAACUAUUACAUGAUAUGGCAGAGUGGGCCAACUACGAACGAAAGUCAGGAGAAUAGCCUCAACAAUUUUGCAUUUGAUUUCUUUCCUAAUUGGUUCUAUUACGAUGUUAAGCUUAUUAUUGCAUAACUACAGAUUGUUGGAAGUUGAAAGGUAAUUCAUUUAUCAAAGAAUCUAAAUUGUUUCAUUAAGAAAACUGAGACGAUGGUAGAAGAUGUUAAGAUUAUAUAGGUCUGAUCUUGUUUCUCUUUGUACUUCAGUAACAUCAUAAUCACUUUGUUUAAAAACUUCAAUUUACUCUUCACCUUCGACAUGUUUGAAGGAGCAUGGUGGAAAGGGUGAAAAACUCACCUUAUCCCCCAGUGGCACAUUUUAAUUUUCUCUGAGGAUGGAGUUGUUGGCUGCAACAACCGAUACACUUGGUUGUAUAUUGCUCUUAGACACUCAAGUCACUUCUUGUGGUGCAACUGUGAAAGGUUUGUUUAGUGACUUUAGUCUCGUAAUUAAUUUUGAAUAUAUUUUUAAAAGCUGGAGCCUCUUUUCUGAACAAUGGAUUUUGCUUACUGUUUCCGGAAUAUACUGAUGCAAACUGCUUGUUCAUGGAGAUGUUAAUCAGUAGAGAUUGCCCAUUCAAGUUCAUCUUACUAUUAACCAACAGAGUGACUAUUGCCUCCAUCCAGCUAGUCGUGCACGGAUGUUUCUUGGAAAGGAAUUCUUGAGCUUCACCUUUUACAUGUUUGAAGGAUCACCCUGAAAAGAGUGGAAAACUCACCUUGUCACUUAGUGGUACAUCUGCUGUAACAACCGAUUCACUUGAUCAUAAAUUUUGCUCUUACACGCUCAGGCACUUGUAGUGGUGCAAUUGUGGAAGAUGCUUUUAAUGUUGGGCGGUCAAGUCAGUGUUACUAGUUACUACUGUGCAGUCACCAUUGAAGAUGAUGUAGUUAUCAUAGCUUUCAGACUUUCAAAAGAUAGAAGAAGGUCCUUGGUGGAAGCCAUUUUGCCAAAAGUCAAAAGAAAAACCUCAAUGAUAGACUUAUUAUGAGAAUUCUGUGAUGGUGACAAUAAAAGACAUAGAGGUGGAGCUUGUAAGAAUCUUAACAGUUUUCACAAUCAUUGAUCUCUCAAGCCGUAUAUUCCAUGGACAGAUUCCUGAAGAGCUGGUUGAACUCAGUUCACUUCUAGUACUUAACUUCCCUUGCAACAAUCUCACAGUCACAGGUUAAAUUCCAUCAUCUUUAGAGAAAUAGGCAGAACUUGAAUCAGUAGAUCUCUUUUGAUGGCAUGGUAGGAUUCCUGAGCAGUUGACAAGUCUUACAUUCUUUAUAGUUUUGAACUUUUCAUACAAGGAACUUUUGAUUCACACUCUACAAGGGAAGUAGUUUGAUAAUUUUUCUAAAGAUUACUACAUUGGAAACUUAGGAUUGUGUGGAAUUCCAUUGACAAAGAAAUGCAAGGUGACAAAGAACCAGAAUCACCUUCUUCAAAUUUGAUGAAGUAGAAGAUGAAUCUGCAGCAUUAUUUGAUUGGAAAUUUGCAUUGAUGGGUUCUGGUUGUGGACUGCUGUUGGGACUAUGUCUUGGAUACAUUGUAUUCACAACAGGAAAACCAUUGUGGCCAGUGUAAAAGGUAGAGUUAUGUCAACAGAAGUUUGUGGGAUGGUACAGCCGCAGAAAUAAAAAGAGAAAAAACCAGCAACCUGGCCGAUGCUCUUAGCGAUGCUCGAAAUAAGCUGCAGGCAGCUGCACUUCUUUUCUUCCACUUAUAAGGAAUUUUAGCUUCGUAGUUCUUAGGUUUCCUGAUCCUUCUCCGUGGCCGAUUCAAUUCAUUUGAUCCUCUUCAUUAUUUUUGGAGACUUCGUGCUGCUUUCUUUGUCACUUGCUUAAUUAUUUACUUCAUUUGAUUCUUUGGUAUAUUUAGUUGGUUUAUAGGAUUUUAGAGUUUUAGGAGAUAGAAGGGAAAGCAAAGAACGUGAAUUUAUGUAGUUGUUUGUGUUUUUCUACAACAAUUUGGGGAAGCAAGCAACAACAGGUGAUUUUCAU
Messenger RNA from Rubroshorea leprosula, 2144 nucleotides. The record is from the annotation of a GenBank genome assembly. NCBI's taxonomy places the organism in Eukaryota, Viridiplantae, Streptophyta, Magnoliopsida, Malvales, Dipterocarpaceae.